This is a messenger RNA of Entelurus aequoreus (snake pipefish), 3826 nucleotides long. RefSeq names its product calpain-5-like. The coding region runs from base 437 to 2368 and encodes 643 amino acids. The transcript has 13 exons. Lineage: Eukaryota; Metazoa; Chordata; Actinopteri; Syngnathiformes; Syngnathidae. Gene Ontology annotation, biological process: proteolysis. The record is from RefSeq and is a predicted model, not a curated record. Gene Ontology annotation, molecular function: calcium-dependent cysteine-type endopeptidase activity. Gene Ontology annotation, cellular component: cytoplasm.
UAUUAACCUUCUCUUUCUAGCCACAGCACAACAGUCCACAGUCCAUAUAAAAGCUCUAGAUGAUCCCAUGCACCGAUGCUUUAUGGCAGCAAUACAAUUCAAACACCAACAGGUUUUGGCUUGUUUCACCUCCAGUAAAAAAGUCGCUAGUUGGUGUUCAGUUUCACUCUUCCCUCCUCUUUCUUCCCAGCUGCCUUUGAGCAUGGCUGCUGCAGAGAGCUGCUGACCAGUCAGACCAGUUUUCAACGUCGUGGCCUAAUUACCGCAUUGGCUUUAGGGAGUUUGCAUAGUUUAAAAGCUGCUUUUCAGAUGGUUUCCCUUCAUGGAACGGAGAGACGCAAAAGUGGGAUGUGUUGUAAGUCUUGAUGGGCAUUGGUCUCCGUACAAGAAGGACAACAAGACAUCGCCACAGGCGUGAGUCUUCCACGAGUGCAACAUGUUCUCCUCUGCGACCCCCUACAAGAACCAGCACUACGCUGAGCUCAAGAAGGAAUGCAUCAAGAGUAAAAAACUCUUUGAGGAUCCAGAGUUUCCAGCUAUAGAUUCGUCGCUGUAUUUUCGGAAACCACCGCGUGGUAUUGCGCAAUGGAAACGUCCUGGGGAGAUCAGCAAUGACCCGCACCUGUUUGUGGAGGGCGUCAGCUCCCAUGACUUGAACCAAGGCUCAGUGGGGAACUGCUGGUUUGUAGCUGCUUGCUCUUGCUUGGCCCUGAAACCUAACCUGUGGAAAAGGGUCAUUCCGGACUGGAAGGAGCAGGAGUGGGACUCCAAACACCCGGAGGAAUAUGCCGGAAUCUUUCACUUUCAGUUUUGGGUGUUUGGCAAGUGGGUGGAUGUUGUGGUGGAUGACCGCCUUCCUACAAUAAACGGAGAACUCAUCUACUGUCACUCCAAAGACAACAAUGAAUACUGGAGUGCUCUGUUGGAGAAGGCCUAUGCCAAGCUCUCUGGCUGCUAUGAGUCGCUUGAGGGGGGCAACACUGGAGACGCCGUGGUGGACUUCAGUGGAGCUGUGUCUGAGGCCAUCAACCUGGAGGGCGAGGCUUACUACAAAGACCAGAAGAAGCUAGACCAUCUCUUUGUAGACCUACUGAAGGUGUACGACCGAGGCGGCAUCAUAAGCUCCUCCAUUAAGGCGGAACCUCAUGAAAUUGAGCUCAAAAUGGCUAAUGGGCUGGUGAAAGGUCACGCGUACUCUGUGACGGCAGUAAAGAAGGUGCGUCUGGGUCACGGGCUGAUAGCCUACUUCAAGAAUGACACCAUCCCGAUGAUCCGCAUGAGGAAUCCCUGGGGAAAGACGGAGUGGAAUGGAGCCUGGAGUGACAGUUCUGAGGAAUGGUCAAAAGUCGGCGACACGGAAAGGGGCAACCUCGGUAUCACAGUGGAAGAUGAUGGCGAGUUCUGGAUGUUUUUCACAGACUGGUGCAAGUACUUCACAGAUGCCGACGUUUGCCGUCUCAUCAACACGUCUGUGUUGAGCCUCCAUAAGACCUGGCAUGAAGUGGUGCACUUUGGGAGCUGGACCAAGCAAGCGGAGCCUCUCUUGAACCGCUGUGGUGGCUGUGCAAACCAUAAGCAGACCUUCCUGCAGAACCCACAGUUCGUGUUCGACAUCACAAAGGAGGCCGACGAGGUCCUCAUCUCCUUACAACAGCGAGAUAUGAAAAUCCACAGGAAGAUUGGACAAGGGGAGAAUAUCACAAUCGGCUUCUGCAUCUUUAAGGUGGAACUAAACAGGAAAUACAGACUGCACGACAUCCUGACCCAGAACCUCGUACAGACGUCCACGUACAUAAACGCCCGCACGGUCUUCAUGCGAUGCACGCUGCAGCAGGGCCGCUAUGUCAUCCUGCCCACCACCUUCAAACCGUACACUCUGGGGGACUACAUGAUCCGACUCUUCACCGACGUGGACUCGGGCUGCCGGGAGCUGACUGAAGAUAAGCCCAGGGUGAGAUGUUGGAGUUCCUUCCUGGGAUACCCACAGGCCGUGACCCACGUGUAUGUGCACUCUGCUGAGGGUCUGCAGAACCAGGACAGUACAGGCGGCGCAGACCCUUACGUGAUCAUCAGCUGCGAAGGCCGCUCUGUAAAGUCCGCCAUCCAGAAGGACACUUUGACACCAGAGUUUGCAACCAGUGGUAUUUUCUACAGGAAGAAGCCCAGGAAGCCUUUAACUUUACAGAUCUGGAACAGUAAUGCAGUACAGGACCAGUUCAUGGGCCAAGUGAUGCUUUCCGCUUCUACGAAGGACACCGCCGAUCCCCAGAGGCUGCAGCUGAGGAAACAAGGCCACAACAUGGCCGAUGAGAUGCCGGGGAGCGUCACUCUAAGGGUCGUCACUUCCUCUCAGCUCACCGCCAUGUGAGGGCUCGCCCAUCGACUGAACUGUGAAACAAUGACGAGCACAACGUGCCUAUAGCCUCAUGAUUACUAUUUGUAAUGCAGGUAAUAAUAUUGCACAAUAACCUUUUUUUUAAUAUAACUUGUAUAUGACUUUUUACAGUGAAUACCAAAUAUUGUAUCACACUAACAUAAUGUGAGUAAGGCUACAUUGUGAUGUGGUCAAAUGAAUCUUGACUCACCAGACACAACGUUAGGUGCACCUGUAUCCGAUAGUAUUGCCUCUGUUUUGUUUGCAGUGCUGUGGAAGUGCACUGCAUCAUACCGAGGGCUAAUAUCUCACUAUAAUAACAUGGAGUAAACUAAGCAUUAUUACUAAUGAUGGCUAGAUCCGAAAAAGAUGUCAGAUAUCUGUUUGAUAUCAGCAAAAAAACAAUUGUUGGAUUAUAUUGGCUUCCAUAUAAGUGCCGAAACAAGCAGUCCUGCAUUAUGUUCAGUUGUGCAAAGUUGGGACAUCUUCUAGAUAAAGUGAACAUGGUAGGCUAUAGGCUACUAGGAGCUAGCAGCUACACAACAGCUGGGCACACAAUAGCACACAAGCUAGACAUACGACGUAAAUAUCCUUAAUUGAACAAUAUUCCAGUCUAAAACAUGACACUUGUAAAUACAAACAAGUAUCAAAUAAUGAUAGUUAUAUUUAAGGUCUCCAAGGCAGAAGCAUAUUAGAAAGUGUCCAGCAACGAAUGGGCCCGCAUAAUUCCAUUUACUGUGAUGAGUUUAAUUUAAUUUUUGUGGCCACUAGGUGUCGACAAAUACAUUUACCACUCCACUUCAAUUUAAAUAAAACAUAAGCCAGCUAGUAAUAAGCAGUUUAGUGUUAUUUUCUGAGUAAUUGCACAUAAUCAAGCAUUUUCAACAUUCUUCACUUCAAGUAAAGUAUUAUGUAAAGUAUGUAUGAUUCAUGCUGCCGUCGUAUAGCAUUAAUAUCUGUAGCAGCUCUAAUAUCAGUAUCGUAUUGGAAGCAAAAAAGUUGUAUCGAAACACCCCUCAUCAUUACCAUAAUCAUUUUGAUACAGAUCUUGUAAUGGAUUAUCAUCACUUUAGAUUGUGUCCAUGGGUGUGUUGACAACUAGCAUUCUCUGCAGUGAAACAUGUUUUUAAUGAUUUAUUAAUAACCGCCAAAACUUAAGUGUUUGAAAAAAAUAACCUGGUUAUGCAAAAAGACAAAUGUCCACCGCAGAGGACACUUGUCCUCAGGAAGUCAGCCUGCAGCAAAAGUUACAGCACAUAGCCUCAACAUAUUACAGCGACGCUUGUUUCCUCCUUUUAUUUCAGUCCAGUUCCCAAACUGUGAUGUUUUCUUUUUUUUUUGUUUUGUUUACACUCAAGACACAGCCAUGCACAAUUCAAAGUUCAAAAAGUCUAUUGCUUCAACCACAAAAAUACUUUAUGCAAAACCUCAUGUCUCCCAUCGCUCGUUUUG